CAUUUCCCAUGUGGCGUUGCGCAGGCUGAAGGUUGAUGGUGGAAAAAAGUUCUCAUAGUUGUUUUCAUGCCAGUGUGUGGUUAAAGUCAGCCUCUUGUAAGACUGUUGAAGCUGUUUGAAGACAUCUAAGGGACCAGAACCUCUUAAAGAUGGGAAGUGAACCAGGCCCAGUUCAGAUCGUCACAGUGUGUAAGGAGGAUCACUCCUUUGCUUUGGACACGGAGGCAUUGGCUAAGAUCCUCUUAGCCCCUAAAGUCCGAGACAAACACGUGGUGGUGCUGUCAGUGGCCGGAGCCUUCAGAAAGGGCAAGAGCUUCCUGCUUGAUUUCAUGCUCCGUUACAUGUACAGGCAGAGUGAUGGAAACUGGCUGGGUGAUGAUGAUGAGCCGCUGACUGGGUUUUCAUGGAGAGGAGGUUCAGAGCCAGAGACAACAGGCAUCCAGCUGUGGAGCGAAGUGUUCCCCGUCCAGAAGAGCGAUGGAACAGAGGUGGCAGUAUUGUUGAUGGACACUCAGGGAGCCUUUGAUAACCAGUCCACCGUGAAGGACUGUGCCACCAUCUUUGCCCUCAGCACCAUGACCAGCUCAAUUCAGAUCUACAAUCUGUCACAGAACAUACAGGAGGACGACCUGCAGCAGCUUCAGCUGUUCACCGAGUAUGGUCGCCUUGCCAUGGAUGAGAGCUUUCUGAAACCCUUUCAGAAUUUGAUGUUCCUAAUCAGGGACUGGAGCUUUCCUUAUGAAUAUACCUACGGGUUUAAAGGAGGCAAUGAGUUCUUGGAUAAACGGUUACAGGUGAAGGAGUCCCAACAUGAGGAGCUACAAACAGUGAGGGAGCACAUCCAUUCCUGCUUCACCCAGAUUUCCUGCUUCUUGUUGCCUCACCCAGGGUUGAAUGUUGCUACCAGCCCUUAUUUUCAGGGGCAACUGAAGGAUGUGGCCCCGGAGUUCAGAGACCAGCUGCAGAGUCUGAUUCCUAAACUUCUGCACCCGGAUCGUCUGGCUGAGAAAGAAAUAAAUGGAAACAAAGUCACUUGCCGUGGCCUGCUGGAGUUCUUCAAGGCCUACAUCAAGAUUUACCAGGGAGAAGACUUGCCACAGCCAAAGACGAUGCUCAUGGCUACGGCAGAGGCUAAUAACCUGGCAGCCGUGGCAACCGCCAAAGAUCAGUAUUACAAGAACAUGGAGAAGAUGUGUGGAGGGGAUUUGCCCUACGUGUCUCCUGAAUCUCUGGAGGAAAAGCAUCACUUUUACUUCCGAGAGGCUCUUCACGCUUUCUCCUCGACAAAGAAGAUGGGCGGACAAGAGUUUUGUGAUCGUUACCAAACACAGCUGGAGAAGGAGAUGGAGGACAUGUGGCAGUCGUUCAUCAAACACAAUGAGUCAAAAAAUCUCUUCAGCGCCUUCCGGACCCCCGCAGUGCUGUUUGUCCUGGUGUGCCUCCUCUACGUGCUGUCGGGCGUGUUGCUCUUUGUUGGCCUGUCCACCUUCGCCUUGGUGUGUGACUGUACUCUGGGCGUGGUCAUGAUGUCAAUGCUGAUGUGGGCCUUCAUCCGCUACUCUGGCCGGUAUCGGCACGUAGGAGGAGCCAUCGACCAGGCUGCAGGUGUCGUCCUGGAGCAGGCCACCGUCGCGUUGAACAAGUCGCGAGGUCCAAGCACUGGUGACCAGAAGAAAUCCAGUUAGAGGACCUCUGAACCUUCAUAAUCUUGAUGCAAUUCAACCAGGGCACAAAACAAGCACACACAUUCAGCACUAAAGCCUUAUCAUGCCACCCAUUGGAACAAAUAUGCAGCUAAAACACUUUGGCACAAGGUAAAAAUAUGAUGCCAACACACCAGCAUCUUUAUUAUGCAUGUUACUCCGCCUGUUAGAGUCCAGGCUCAUGCAAAGGUAACUGAAUUCACACCACCCCGAUGUCUCUUAUCCAUACGUUGUCUUAAAUUGACACUGCCAUCAUUUUACAAGUUUACACUUGGUCUUAAAAGACAAGUCGAUGUUUACCUUUAAACUUUAUAAAAACUUAGAUUUUCUAUUUAAGCUGAAUGCAUCUUAUUUGGCUGUGUCAAGGGUGGUCAGGGUGCAUUUCAGACAAAGCUUCUGCAUCUAUCUUUAAAUAAUUACCUUUGCUGGCUUUAAAGCUCAUGCAUAUAUACAUAUUUCUUUGUGGCUAUAUUUUUUUUACUUUGUGGCCUUAAAAACAUUCCUCUAUGUUUUUCGAUUUGCUUUAUAUUUGAUAUAAACUAGCAUUUCGAGACGGGUUACUAAUUUGAAAGAAGAUGAUAUGCACUCUCCUAUAUAGCACAGUAGGUUUUGGGAGCUGCAUGUAAUCAGAUGAAUCUCAUGUUUCAAGCACUUUGAUAUUUUUUCCUUGAUGGAAAUGUGUUACACUUUAUAAUUUGGAUACUAAACCCUUACACACACACGCAUAUAUAUAGGAACUGCAAAACUUUCCAACUCCAAAGAUGACACAUUAUUGGAAUACUCAAAGGUGUUGAGCACCAAACAAUACCAGUCAGCCAAAGAGUUAGCUUUAAAUAUUUGAAUCAUACUUUGGCCUUGUAUCAUUUCAAACCUCAGUAAAUAUAAGCUAACAUAUAGUUGGUAUUCUAAACAGGACAGCUUUAUUCCUUCCAGAUUUAUAAAUUGCAGCACUUCAGGAGAUUCUGAUCAAAUUUGGUGGGUGGCAGAAAUCAUUAAGUCAUGUAGUAAUGUUAGUAUGUUUGCACCUCAUGAAAUUAUCUCCUGCAUCAUGCCUUUAGGGCCUGUGCUAUCAGAGAGAAUACUUAGUGAUAUAUCACUGUGAUGCAGUUUAUAGUGGUAACACUGGUGAUGUGGCUGCAGUUAAAUGGGAUGUGGGAUAUUUCAGCAGUUCGUAAAAGGCCCUGAUGUGAUUCUCUUUGAAUAAGACAAACUUUCUUUUGGUAAAAUGAUCACAUAGCUAUCAAUCCAGCUUGAAACUAUUGCCUACUUCGGUCAGAGCUUCAGAUGACUUAAACGUAAUGGUUGAAUAGCAUAAUAAAGUCCUAUUACAGGAAAGGAAAAAUAAUAAAUUUGGGCUGACUUGUUAUUUAGCUCCUCGUUUACUUGCAGCCAUUUCAUCAGUCAUACAGGGGCUUACAAAGGUGGACUACACAGUGGAUUAAAUAGGCUUUAGUUUUCCCUCUUUGGGGUCAAGCAGGCCUUCUCAGGCCAACUUCUAAUGAAUCAAGUAUUGGAUUAAAGGACUGCAACCAUGCCCUACAUCUCUGAAUAUGAUGAAAUGCAGAUUGACGAUUCAGGAAAAUGGCUUAUCAAUGCCAUACCACCUGAGAGCAAAACAUCGGAUCCCGUAGUCUUUUGUAAUCAAUAUAAACUGUACACUUCAACACAAAAGUGGAAACACAAAAAGCUGAUUAACCAUGCUUUAAUUUCACAGUGAUCCCAUGCCAAAAAAUAAAUAAAUGUGGAAAUAUGAAGGAUGGCAGAUUUCCUCAUUCCAUGAUUUUUGACCAUCUUUUUGCACUUUCCAUGUCUGCCCCUCUUCACUUCAAGAUGUUUAACAAGCACCUAUUGCACUUCCUCUCCUCUUUGGUGCUUUUUGCACACAACUCAUUCCAAAAGUGAAUAAAUGCUUGCAGUAUAUUGUAGUAACUCCUAAUGUAAUCAUCUCCUGCAGGGCUAUAUGGUGGCCUUGAUUUGAGAAAUGCUGUUUUAUAAAGAAUAAACAGAGCUUGAAACUGUU
This is a messenger RNA of Larimichthys crocea (large yellow croaker), 3723 nucleotides long. RefSeq names its product atlastin 3 (gene atl3). The coding region runs from base 150 to 1685 and encodes 511 amino acids. The record is from RefSeq and is a predicted model, not a curated record. Lineage: Eukaryota; Metazoa; Chordata; Actinopteri; Sciaenidae. Gene Ontology annotation, molecular function: GTPase activity; GTP binding. The transcript is spliced from 14 exons.